Messenger RNA from Exaiptasia diaphana, 3947 nucleotides. RefSeq lists its product as uncharacterized. The coding region runs from base 1234 to 3372 and encodes 712 amino acids. Gene Ontology annotation, molecular function: G protein-coupled receptor activity. The record is from RefSeq and is a predicted model, not a curated record. The transcript has 4 exons. Gene Ontology annotation, cellular component: plasma membrane. NCBI's taxonomy places the organism in Eukaryota, Metazoa, Cnidaria, Anthozoa, Actiniaria, Aiptasiidae. Gene Ontology annotation, biological process: positive regulation of cytosolic calcium ion concentration; inflammatory response; adenylate cyclase-activating G protein-coupled receptor signaling pathway.
UUAUCUUUGAGAUUCGUAUGAAACUCGCCUCCAUAUUGUUUAAAUGAUACACCUGUURUUCAACUAAUGUGUGUCUUGACGUCAACUCAAAAAUAAGGAAAAAUAAGAACAAUUUUAGUCAAUUAUCACUAUACUGACACCCUCGCUACCGUAAGAAUGAAAUGUUUWUUUUUYGAAAUUGUGCAAGUCGUCCGUGUUACUUCUUUCUUUGUGAUCGCAAAAAGAUAGUUCAUAACACUUGUUGCUGCACUAGWCCAUAAUCGACCACGAAUUCGCUAAACAAUAGUUUCAAGUCGAAAAAYUACAGUUAAAGCCUCUACUUAAAAGUAUUUUGUGAUCAGUCAUGAUAAUUCAGGAGAGGUCUGUAUGUUUAUUAUUGUAAAAACAAACCACGUUUAGUAUAUCUACUUAGCAAACAUUACUAAAUUAGACGACACAACUUAUGUUGCCUACAACCAUCACAUGUCUACUUGCCUUCGACUCUUGUAUAGAGCUAUCAAACAAUURUUUUAGAAUCUAGUUGUGUAUGAAGGUCCAAGACUGUCGAAAAAGUCGUAUAUCGAUGCAAUGCAUUCAUCGUCCCAAAAACAACCAAAAAAUAUAUWAAUCAGGCUUCAAAAGCAACAUUUCCAUUUAAUGUUGCUGACAGAGUAUGAGAUCGAAGUAAUUGGUUAUCACAGGGGGGUAUGGAGGGGAAUUUGGAUGUCAUUUGCCGUAAAUUUGAAAUUCAAAGUAGGUGGAAUAUUAAUCGACAUAAAUGAACAGCGUUUAUCACCAAUAUAUAUCGUCAUCAACGAAAAUCUUUUGUGACGAUCACCACACAAAAAAAUGUAUUUGAUAUACAAGUGGAGGCUCGUUAACCGAUGGAUGAUUAAAUCGAAAAUAACAAACUUUGGAUGAUUCAAAUCCACCAUUCGAGAAAAGGAAGUAAAAAUACAAUACUCACUAUCAUGGAAAAAACACGGAAACACCUGUUCUGACUAGACUUUCAGAAGAGAAAUUGUUUUCGUGACGUCACCGUGCAUGACGUCACAAGCUCUGGCCAUUUGCUCAUUACUUAAUUGCUUGGCUAUUCAAUGCUGACUUCCUUUCUUAGAACCAAGAACUUGUAUAACAAAGAAAACCUUAUCUUUCGGAGAUGAAUGACAUCUUGAACGUUUGAUUAUUUUAAUUCAUUCAAGUGUUUGACGGUAGCCAAAAGACUGGAAAUCCUCGUUUAUAUUGUGGUGAAAAAUGAACUCCAUCAACAGAAAUAGCUCGUUUGUACAUUUGACGAAUCAAGACAAAUCCAAUCGAGAAAUUUCCGCCAUCUAUUUUACUGUAAUCUCGGUAUUUAUUGCUUUGGAAAAUAUAGGAACUAUAUGUGUGGUAUGGAUGAAAAAGAGGAAAAAACCUACAGAUCAUCUGUUAAGAACGUUAGCUGCURUUGAUAUGAUAACUCCGUUCUGUGAGUUCUCACUAGGGAUAUUUUACAGCCUGGCUGGUGUUUGGAAAGGUGGAUUAGUAAGCUGUUCUCUGGUUAUCCUGGUGUCUUUGUUUUUCCUGCGGUUUUCCAUGAUCGUAUCAACGUUGAUUGCAGUCGAUAGGUUUUUAGCCGUUGCCAAGCCAUUUUUCUACCGUUCAAAGGUUAGGCUUGGUCCCAUUAGAGUAAUCUUUUCCAUUUGUGGUAUUUAUAGUUUCUUGAUGGCGCUUUGCCCAAUACUUGAUUUAAACUACGAUAAUAAUUUCGAUAAUGACUGGUGGAAGUGUAUUUAUCACUGGAGGACGAGCCGAUCUGAUGGUUUCACGAGGAUUCACAUCAUUGCUAACUUAAUCGAUUCUAUCAUCUGCGUACUGAUCGUGACAAUUUGUAAUAUCGGAGUUAUAGUGUAUUUUAUUCAAAGAAGAAGAAAGCAGACUCUUAAAGGAGGACCAAACCUGGUUUCAAAAGACUCAAGUUCUUACAUUGAUUCRAGAAGAAAAAAAGAUUUGAAGUAUGCUAAGCUCAUGGGUUUGGUGAUGUUGUACGUUCCUCUUUGCACGCUGCCAACUCAGAUUCUCAUCAUGUUACAUCACUUCAAUCUCACUUCACUCAAAGCAGAAACAGUUUGUCUUUACCAGAUGCAUAUAACUGCAAUAACCUUACUCUGCAACCCAAUAUUCUAUGCCCUUAUAAGGAAGCACUAUAGACAUGCGUACGCGUUCAUUCUCCGCCAUCCCAUGGUGCUUUGCGGUGUUGUUCCUUCACAUGGAGUCUUUGAUUUUGAUGAAGGAUCUGACGCUGAAAGAACUCUAAAUUUUCGUCAAAUGGCGGUCGUUUCUCUAGCCGCAGCACGAUUUCGUCAAAAUGUGUCUCAUUGUAAAAAAUCGAAAAGUAAAGUUGAACAUUCAGACUUGACGGUCUCUAAAGAUAUCCCCGCCAUAGUUGAAGACCUCGAAAGAAAAGUUUCUGRUGAUUCGRCUUCAAAUAAAACCAAACAAAAAAGUCGUGSUGCCCUGUGGGACAAUUCCCUCGCGUCUAGUUUUCUUCGACCAAUGCCUAGUACAUCUAGUUACUUUAGCGAUCAGGAAUCCCUKCCGUCCUCACCAAUAUGGCUGCGAACACCAUCUCGACCAAGAGGAGAAAGCUAUGGAUCGGAAGUAACCGAAUUAUCCGAAAUUGAAWCAUCUUCCUUCCAGAAUUCACCACCUUUUCCAAAAUUAUCAUUUGAAUUCGAAGGAUUUGAACUUAAUAGCAUAGAAUGUCAGGCAACUACUAGCAAACACUGUCUACCAGUUCAAAACGAAGGAUUUGCAAAGAAAAAAAGUAGAGAAAGCGAAAAGUCACUACAGCUUCAAUUUCAAAGACCAUCAUUUGAGUGUGAGGUGUUUGAACCCACUUGUACCACAGCCUGCCAGGAAACCAUUAAGCACUCUUUACCAGUAAAAGAAAGCUGUAACUACAAAACAGCUGACCAUGAAAGAAACUCUCAUAUGAUUCAAAGACAAUUAUUACAGGGGGAAGUAUUUGAGCAUAGKCAUAUUGCAUCCCGGAAAACUGGUUACAACCGCUCAUCAGUUUCAAGCGAUAAUUCACUUGUGCGAAAAAGGGCCGAAACUGAUAUACAUGUAUUGACUGUGAAAACGUCAGACUACAGUCGACGACGACGAUCACUCAAUGACAGGAAUCUAUUUGAAAAUGACAAUCCUCAAGCGAACUCUAAUCGCAUCGUUUCUGYACCAUUGCAUGAAACUUCACGACCUGGGAUAGAAGUGACUACAAUUCAAGGAGCUAGUGAUAUUCCUCCUAAGUCGAACUCUGAAGAGRAUACCAUACAUGAUCGACGGUCGAGGUUUCGCCGCAGACAAGCGGUUAGUGACAUGCCAGCAGAUUGGGUCUUACAAGAAUUUUGAAUUUUUAAAAGAAUGUUAUAAUUUUUUCUUUAUCUUUAAGUGGGUUUUGAGUCAAAUCAACAAUAGAACACAUCCUAAGUACCAGUAAGGAAAUCUAUAUUCUUCAAUAAACAAUGACAAUUAAUUCUAGUUAAUUCCUWUUAACAAUAUCUAGUGACGCUUCUAGAACAUAACUACACGCGCCCGUCGRAAACCGCACGCCAAGUUGAAUUUAGAGCUACGAGCGUAUCAAAAAAGGAGUAUUUUUGUAAAUUUUAAUUUAUCGUUGAUGAAGCAACAAUAGAGGUCUAGGUUAUAGCGAAUCGAAAUCGUUCAAAUUAAGUCAAAAGCAAUUAAAGUAAUUUCAAUUUAUUCCAUAUCUACUGUCUGUUGUUAUGUUGUUGUAUUGUAAGUAUUUUCAACUGGCUCCACCAAGGUUAUUCAAACCACGUUGAAGCAUAGAGAUUCUGUCUCUGUACAUUUCAGAYAGAACCUGAAGAAGAAAGGAAUUGCACCAUCCUAUCGAAACUCCGCKUGUUAGAUCUAGUUAAAAUCUAAAACCUAUCAGGCUGUUACUGAGUAAAAUGUUCAUUUUA